Molecule: messenger RNA, 2562 nt
Organism: Penicillium robsamsonii
Lineage: Eukaryota; Fungi; Ascomycota; Eurotiomycetes; Eurotiales; Aspergillaceae
Exons: 3
Coding region: 1-2562 (853 amino acids)
Source: RefSeq, a predicted model, not a curated record
AUGGGCAGCGAGAGUAUAUGGCGUCGUGGCAAAUCUGUGUUCUCUAGCCAACGUUACCAUGGUGUUCCCAGCGACCAAACCGAGAAAGCAAGGCCCAAGUCGUCAAAUUGGAUAGAAGGACAGGACAACGUCGAGGGGAAUACAGAAGCAGAGGCUAUUGAACACAACUCAUUCGAUCCCCAGAAGCCACACUGGAUUAACGGCGUCUUUCUGUGUGCCAAGACUUCUGCCGUUUUGCUUCUGCUAAAUCUCAUCUUCAUUGCCGUCGCUGCUGGACUAGCCAAUCGAAAUCCGGAGAAUAAUGGAUUUUCCAGUAUCCAAGUAAUGUACCAGGGCAGCUGUACCUUGUCCAAACGAUGGAACAUCGCCUUGCACUUUAUAAUCAACGUUCUAAGUACUGGAAUCCUGGGUGCUAGCAACUACUGCAUGCAGUCACUGGUUGCGCCGAGUCGGGAAGAGGUCGAUAAAUACCAUGCACAAGGCCGGUGGCUUGACAUCGGCUGCUCGAGUGUGAGAAAUCUCUUUGUCAUUGGACAAUCUCGGCUCGCUCUGUGGCUGGUGCUGCUUGUCACGGGGACGCCUUUUCAUUUACUGUACAACUCGAUGGUUUUUGAAUCCGUGGCUGUAAACGAGUUACAUGCUGUUGUUGGACCUAGGGACUUGAAUUCUUCCAGCAUCGCGAGUUUGAAGACUCCUGCACUUGAUCAGUGUUUUAGCAUAACUCCGAAGUUUCGUGGCGGGGAUGCUGCCGUAUAUCAGGGUGAUGAUAUAGGCACAGCUGCUAUCAGAACCCCGGAUUGGCCGGAUACUGGGAGUGAUGGGUAUCCUGAGGGUGAGUUGAACUGGCAUGACUUUGCCUCUGACAUUGCGCGGGGGAACUACGAGCGCCUGGACCUUCAGCAAUGUCGCAGUCUUGAAAGCUUUGGAGAUACCAGGGGGGCAAAGGUGCUCGUCAUACUCGCGAAUGAGUUAUCUGUGAGCCAAGGUGGAGCUACUACGAUGCUCUCGAUAAACCAAUCGAGUCUCCCGGAACAGCGCAUUGCGAUCUCCAAUGACGAAGUGGAUGGGUCCGAAUUCGCUCGCAAGACCUUGAUGAUCAAUAUCCUUGACUCUGGUCGAGUCCAUUACUACACAAAUGACAAUUUUACGUAUGAAGCCUGUCGUGACACUCUGGAUGAAGAUUCCUGCUCAAAUGCCCAUCUUCUGUUUGACUGGGCGAACCAUGAUGUGGACCAGCCGACCCUCGAGAGGGUGAAUCAAUACAUCCAGGCUAACACCACAUCUGACAUCACAGCUAGUGGCUAUGUAAUUAUUUGCGACGAUACUUCAAUGAAUGAAGAUAAGCUUUAUACCGUUGAUGGAUGUCUUGUGAUCAGAUCUGAAGAGCAAUGCCAGCUGCUCUAUAGUCCACUGAUUUGCAUUAUAAUUGUUCUUGCGACUUUCCUCAAAGUCGUAGCAAUGUUCCUGGCAGCGAGAGUAGACCGUCAUCGAUCGGCACCUCUACUCACCGUGGGCGAUGCGGUGGCGUCAUUUAUGGAGAAGCCAGAUUCCACCACAGAGGGAAUGUGUUGGCUAUCCAUCGCCGAGGUCCGUCGGGGAGCAUGGAAAGUGCCCCAAAGGACAGAUGACCCUGCUGGGGAACCUUUGGCAAGGAUCUCUCAGCGAGAGUUGAUGGUACACAAGCGGUUAUCGCGACGGAAGCACUGGAUGAAAGGCUCAAGCCUCCCAUGCUGGAUAACGACCCUCGUCUUAUGUUUGGCAUGUAUUGCCGUCGGAGCAUUCCUCUUCGAGCAAGCUCUCCCACCGCUAGACAGUCCUGGGUUGACUCCCGGCGUCCUCCAUAACCUGUGGACAGCAGGAUUCUCCGGCAUCCCCGGGUAUAACCCAUUGAUCGACCUAAAUAUAACACUGUCCGCUUUGAGCUCUGUGGUGAUAGCCAAUAUACCACAACUGGUCAUCACAGUCAGCUAUUUUUUCUACAACAGCGUGUUGACUAGCAUGCUCGCGACUGCCGAAUACAGCUCCUACGGGGCAAGUCCAAAGCCCCUUCGCGUGACAUGGCCUGUAAGAGGCAGUACACAACAGUCAACGUACUGGCUGUCCAUGCCAUACCGGUACGGGGUCCCCCUGCUGGUGAUCUUCACGGUGCUUCACUGGUUGGUUUCUCAGAGUAUCUAUUAUUUUCGGGUCAUGGCGUAUGACUGGACUGGCCGACCGAUUUACCGUUUCUCGAUUAGCUCUCUGGGUUAUAAUCCUCUGGCUAUCUUCAUUUCUACCCUUGUGGGUAGUUUGAUGGUCUUUGUGUUGCUUGGACUAUCGUUCAGAAAGUUAAAAUCUGAGAUGCCGUUGGCGGGAGCUUGUAGUGCUGCGAUAAGUGCUGCAUGUCAUGUGCCCAGGGGCGAGGACUUGGAUCAUGCCGCUAGGGGGUCGGUGACGUGGGGAGAAACAGUGGCGUCGCCAUCCUUGGUUGGGGAUUCUGGUGGAAUUGAGGAUGACAAGGGACAUUGUAGUUUUACAUCUUUGCAGACAGUGAGACCUUCGUUGAGCAAGAUGUAUGCCUAG